UAUCUGGUCAUUGGUCUUUAGAAAACAAGAUGGAGGGACUCUCUUAUCUGUUCUUACUUUUGGGUGUCUUUUCCAUUCAGGGGAGUUCAGAAAACUUGGAAGAGAAUUUGGCAUUGAAAGGAACGGCUGUACAGUCGAGCACAUUUUACACUUCUGGAGCUGCACAGGCCAUCGACGGCAUCAAAUACUCUCCUUCAGGUACACCCUAUCCAGACGAAACCCAUGCAUACUGCUCCAUCACAUCAAACGAGCUCAACCCGUGGUGGAGGCUGGACCUGCUGGAUUCUUACAACAUUUCCAAUGUGACUGUCACCAACAGAGGUGACGGCUGGCCGGAGCAAACGACUGGAGUAGAGAUCCGCAUCGGAAACUCUCUGGAAAACAACGGCAACAACAAUCCCAGAUGUGGUGUCACUUCACUUGUCCCAGCAGGCAGUUCUGUCAGUUUCUCUUGUGGGGGAAUGGAAGGUCGUUAUGUGAACAUGUACCUCCCUAACAUCCAGAUGUGGCUCACGCUGUGUGAGGUGGAGGUUUAUGGAACAGACUCUUGUGAAGACUUCAUAUGACCCAGCACCUGUGAGUAGACGAUGCCUACCCUGCAAGGACUCCAGAUACAAAAUGAUGACAUUUUCAAUGGGUUGAAAUGCACACAGAGUUUGCUUGAAUGCAUAUCUGGUAUUUGUAAAUAUUAUAAUGUGAAUUAGAUUUCAACUGUUACAAGCUCC
Molecule: messenger RNA, 725 nt
Organism: Carassius gibelio (silver crucian carp)
Lineage: Eukaryota; Metazoa; Chordata; Actinopteri; Cypriniformes; Cyprinidae
Product: fucolectin-5-like
Exons: 5
Coding region: 30-566 (178 amino acids)
Source: RefSeq, a predicted model, not a curated record